CCGGCGAGGGAGGCAACAGUCGUGGAGCACCACCAGCCGCUUGUCCUUCGCCCAGAGCCGGCUUCUCCGGCGUCUCGCUUCUGCAGCUGCCCACCUAACUGAAGAGACUGGCAAUAGCAGGGAUCUAAUUCGCAGACAAGCAAUUUCAUGGAGGAUUUAAAAAGCAAUGAAGAACCCCCCAGAGCUCGGUUGGAGAUCUGACAUAUCGGUUAGACAUUGUAAAGCCAGCCAGAUGCACUGAAACCUUCUUCUCACAAUCACGUUUCAUCUCAGCAACUCGUUUGAUCUAGCAUCUGGCGGAGGGCAUAGCUGUCCUCCCCCACCACCACGCCAAAUUGCGACUUGUGGACUCAGCAGUGCCCUGGAUGGCCGGUCUCGUGUCCUACUUCCAGCUUGCAGCCUCUCACAUAUGGACUCAGUUCACCAGGAACUUAGGAUUGUUUCCUGCUCUUCUGCUGCCUGGUGUUGACUAGGUCAAUUGGCAUCCUGGAUCCAGCAAUACAGGAGCAACUUGACAGCCAUCAAUUGAGCCAGUUUGCUGACCAGGCAUCAUGUCAGGAGAUUAUGAUGAGGAUAGACAUCGCAAGGCAAUGGAGCUCCUUCAUGUGCUGUGUUCCAACACAUGUGCUGCCCAGGAACGUGAGAAGUGCCAGGAACUGACAGGUCACGUGGGUCCCAUCAACUCAGAGAUCCUGGUUAGUCUUCUGUCAGUGAUUGUGACCUUCUGUGGGAUUGUGCUGCUGGGCGUCUCCCUCUUUGUCUCCUGGAAACUGUGUUGGAUCCCCUGGCGGGACAAAGGAUCCUCAUCGCAAACCCAGCGCAAGGAGCAUCCCCUCCAUGCUCAUCUCCACCACUCGCCUUUUGGGGACCUCCUGGCUGAGCGGGUGGAACUGGGUCCUGAAAUGCCGGAGAGAUCAUACCUCGAUAUGGAUUCCUACCCCGAGGCCAACCUCAAGGUUAGCCAAACCUCCCCUGAUCUCCCCGUGGAAGGCCAGACCAGUACCAAGGAAGGCAGCAUUCCCAAUGCCCACUCCCACCAGCAAGUGGCAAGCUUGGCCCCCACUCCCAGGUACAACACCCUACCACGUCCUGUGACCCAGCAGUUGAGCAGCCCAGACACCGGAGUCCAUGGAGGAGGAGAAGAGAAGGUGGAGCAGGUGACAAGCAUUGGGCAGAUAAAACCUGAACUGUAUAAACAGCGCUCGGGUGAGUCAGACUCCAAGAAGGGGGAGGCUCCAAGCUGUGGACAAUUGAGCUUUGCCCUCCGCUAUGCCUAUGGCACAGAGCAGCUGGUGGUGAGGAUACUCCGGGCUUUGGACCUACCUGCCAAAGAUGCGAAUGGAUUCUCAGACCCAUAUGUGAAAAUGUACCUUCUGCCUGACCGUAAAAAGAAAUUCCAAACGAAGGUGCAUCGCAAGACACUCAAUCCUAUUUUCAAUGAGACUUUCAGCUUCAACGUCCCAUUUGCUGAAUUGCCCUCACGUAAACUUCAUUUCAGUGUCUAUGACUUUGACCGCUUCUCCCGUCACGACCUCAUUGGCCAAGUUGUCCUGGACAACCUGCUGGAGAUUGCUGAGCGGGACAAUGAUGCUCCCCUCUGGAGGGACAUCAUGGAAGCCAGUUCGGAAAAAGCAGACCUUGGGGAGGUGAAUUUUUCCCUCUGUUACCUGCCCACAGCUGGUCGUCUCACAGUCACCAUCAUCAAGGCUACCAACCUCAAAGCCAUGGAUCUGACUGGAUUUUCUGAUCCCUAUGUCAAAGCAUCGCUCAUGUGUGAAGGGAGGCGCUUGAAGAAGCGCAAGACUUCCAUCAAGAAAAACACUUUGAACCCCAGUUACAAUGAGGCGCUUGUCUUCGACAUUCCCCAGGACAGCAUGGAGCAUGUCAGCAUUACCUUGGCAGUCAUGGAUUAUGAUUGCAUUGGGCACAACGAAGUCAUUGGCAUGUGUCGAGUGGGCAGUGAUGCUGAUGGGCCCGGGAGAGAUCAUUGGGCUGAGAUGCUGGCAAAUCCACGUAAGCCCAUUGAACACUGGCACCAGCUAGUAGAGGAGAAGACUUUGAACAGCUAUAUCAGCAAGAAUCCUCCAGCUCGAGACAAACCUAGCAUCAUAGUAGAAAGCAUUCAUUCAGACUAAAGCAACCACCAGCAGCCCUUUGCCA
Messenger RNA from Candoia aspera, 2160 nucleotides. It is a transcript of the gene SYT3, whose product is annotated as synaptotagmin 3. Gene Ontology annotation, biological process: cellular response to calcium ion; regulation of dopamine secretion; calcium-ion regulated exocytosis. The coding region runs from base 552 to 2135 and encodes 527 amino acids. Gene Ontology annotation, cellular component: exocytic vesicle; plasma membrane. NCBI's taxonomy places the organism in Eukaryota, Metazoa, Chordata, Lepidosauria, Squamata, Candoiidae. The transcript is spliced from 9 exons. The record is from RefSeq and is a predicted model, not a curated record. Gene Ontology annotation, molecular function: SNARE binding; phosphatidylserine binding; calcium ion binding.